Chlorocebus sabaeus (green monkey) is the source of this 4946-nucleotide messenger RNA. Lineage: Eukaryota; Metazoa; Chordata; Mammalia; Primates; Cercopithecidae. The record is from RefSeq and is a predicted model, not a curated record.
CAAUGAUACCUCACUGCAGCCUCAAACUCCUGGGUUCAAGCAUUCCUUCCGCAUCAGCCUCCUGACUAGCUGGAACUCAGGCUCAUGCCACCAGACCUGUCUAAUUUCUCUGUUUUUAGUACAGACAGUAUUUUCCUUCACUAAUUUAACUAGUAUGGUUUCCAUUGUCUACCCAGUUUUCCAUAUGCAUAAUAUAUUCACAGGAAAAUAUAAAGUUUUCAGAUUUCAUGAAUUGUUUUAAGAAAGUUUCAGUCAGUGAAAAAACUAUCAUACCAUUCUUCAAAGGAAGGGUGAAGUAGGCUGAUCGCUAUUUUGCCCAGGCUGGUCUUGAAGGGAAACAGAUUUUUUGUAGUCAUACUUACUGUUUGGCUUCUUAGUAAGUAUUAUAUAGUCAUUACUUUUUGCAGUUCAUUAGAUCAAAGUAUUAAUGUAGGUAAAGUUAACUACAUUAACUUUAGAAUAUAUGUCUACCUUAAAAAGUGAAGUCUGCUUUAAAUUUAAUCAUCUCUGGUGAAAGGGAUGGGAUGGAGCUUUGCUUUUUAUCAUAUAUUCAUCUGUACCUUUAAAGUAUUCAAGUAGACAAAUAUAAACAAUGUAAAUAAAAUAGCAAAACAAUAUAAUAUCUCAUAAAACUGCAAUGGUAAAAGCAUUUAUCCUAUUGAAAUUCUACAAUUUUUAUUUGAAAACAUUAUCAACAUGUAAUUCAAGUGGCAUUUAGAAGAAUAAUUUAAAAGCAACAACUCUCUGGAAAGCUUCUAAAAUGAUUAAGUAGUUUAAACCAAAUAAAACAAUUUCUGAGUCAGUCAUCCCCAUUAGGUCUAUUUUAGUCUCAAGAUAAAUUCAUUUCUGGUGACAACUGAAGUUCUUAGUUAUUUGUUAGUAUAUAUUGGAGUCAUUUACAAUAAAGCUUAGAGCACAGUGGGAAAUGAAAGUAUCUUUUUUUUUUUUAAGACCAAAUGUAUUGCAGAAAUGUAAGUAAUUUAAUCCAAUGCUACAAUCUGAUCAUUCUGAUCUAAUCUGAUCAUUUAAUAACACUAAAUAAAACCUUCAUCUCACAUUCUUUGGCUGUUUCUUUUAAAAUAUAGGUUUAGGGAUAAAUCAAAUAAAUUCAAAACAAAGUAAUAAGCGGAUGGUAUUUUUUUCUCGGUAAUAUAGUAGAGUAUUACAUUUAGAAGUCAUCUGUAUCUCAGUGCAGUAACUAUUUAGGACUCUAAGCGCCGCUGUUCACCUACUGGGAGAGAAAUGCAACCGAAAACACUCAGAUCUCACACCUCGCAAAGACCCGCAGAUGCCAGAAACUAACUGCUGGACUGUAGCGAAACCCCACCCUGUUUGGAGGCACUGCAGGUUUCCGGAGGAUUAUCAUCUCCAUAGCUGCGGCAAGAAACUAAAUAAGACCCACUUAUGCACCGUGAAGAUUCUGAAAGGAUUCUGCAGCAAAAUAACAAUGGCCGCUCCACAGAGUCGCCCCAGACGCGGCGAGCUGAUCCUGCUGUGCGCGCUGCUGGGGACGCUGUGGGAAACCGGGAGGGGACAGAUUCGCUACUCGGUGCCAGAAGAGACGGACAAAGGCUCCUUCGUGGGUAAUGUCUCCAAGGACCUGGGGCUGGACCCCCGGGAGCUGGCGAAGCAUGGAGUCCGUAUCGUCUCCAGAGGUAGGACGCAGCUCUUUGCUCUGAACCCGCGCAGCGGCAGCUUGGUCACCGCGGGCAGGAUAGACCGGGAGGAGCUCUGCGCUCAGAGCCCGCGGUGUCUGAUAAAUAUUAACAUCCUGGUUGAGGAUAAAGGAAAACUCUUUGGGAUAGAAAUAGAAAUAAUAGAUAUUAACGAUAAUAACCCGAAAUUCCAGGUCGAAGAUCUAGAAGUAAAAAUUAACGAAAUCGCGGUUCCUGGAGCACGUUAUCCACUACCAGAAGCUGUUGACCCGGAUGUGGGCGUGAACUCCCUCCAGAGCUACCAGCUCAACCCCAAUCACCACUUCUCCUUGGACGUGCAGACUGGAGACAAUGGAGUCAUAAACCCAGAGCUGGUGCUGCAGCGCGCCCUGGACAGGGAGGAAGAGGCUGCUCACCACCUGGUCCUCACGGCCUCAGAUGGCGGCGAGCCGCGUCGCUCCAGCACAGUGCGCAUUCAUGUGACAGUGUUGGAUACAAAUGACAACGCCCCGGUUUUUGCUCAACCGAUUUACAGAGUGAAAGUCCUUGAGAACGUGCCCCCAGGCACGCGGCUGCUUACUGUAACAGCCAGCGACCCGGAUGAGGGAAUCAACGGAAAAGUGGCAUACAAAUUCCGGAAAAUUAAUGAAAAACAAACUCCGUUAUUCCAGCUUAAUGAGAAUACUGGGGAAAUAUCAGUAGCAAAAAGUCUAGAUUAUGAAGAAUGUUCGUUUUAUGAAAUGGAAAUACAAGCUGAAGAUGUGGGGGCACUUCUGGGGAGGACCAAAUUGUUCAUUUCGGUGGAAGAUGUAAAUGACAAUAGACCAGAAGUGAUCAUUACGUCUUUGUUUAGCCCAGUGUUAGAAAAUUCUCUUCCCGGGACAGUAAUUGCGUUCUUGAGUGUGCAUGACCAAGACUCUGGAAAGAAUGGUCAAGUUGUCUGUUACACACGUGAUAAUUUACCUUUUAAAUUAGAAGAGUCAAUAGAUAAUUAUUAUAGAUUAGUGACAAGGAAAUAUUUGGACCGAGAAAAUGUCUCUAUCUACAAUAUCACAGUGAUGGCCUCAGAUCUAGGAACACCGCCUCUGUCCACUGAAACUCACAUCGCCCUGCACGUGGCAGACAUUAACGACAACCCUCCUACAUUCCCUCGUGCCUCCUACUCAGCUUAUAUCCUAGAGAACAACCUGAGAGGAGCUUCCAUCUUCUCCUUGACUGCACACGACCCCGACAGCCAGGAGAAUGCCCAGGUCACUUACUCUGUGACCGAGGACACGCUGCAAGGGGCGCCCCUAUCCUCGUACAUCUCCAUCAACUCUGACACCGGUGUCCUGUAUGCGCUGCAAUCUUUCGACUAUGAGCAGAUCCGAGACUUGCAGCUACUGGUAACAGCCAGCGACAGCGGGGACCCGCCCCUCAGCAGCAACGUGUCACUGAGCCUGUUCGUGCUGGACCAGAAUGACAACGCGCCCGAGAUCCUGUACCCCGCCCUCCCCACAGACGGUUCCACUGGCGUGGAGCUGGCGCCCCGCUCCGCAGAACCUGGCUACCUGGUGACCAAGGUGGUGGCGGUGGACAGAGACUCGGGCCAGAACGCUUGGCUGUCCUACCGCCUGCUCAAGGCCAGCGAACCGGGACUCUUCGCGGUGGGGCUGCACACGGGCGAGGUGCGCACGGCGCGAGCCCUGCUGGACAGAGACGCGCUGAAGCAGAGCCUCGUGGUGGCCGUCCAGGACCACGGCCAGCCCCCUCUCUCCGCCACUGUCACGCUCACCGUGGCCGUGGCUGACAGCAUCCCCGAAGUCCUGACCGAGUUGGGCAGUCUGAAGCCUUCGGUCGACCCGAACGAUACGAGCCUUACACACUAUCUCGUGGUGGCGGUGGCUGCCGUCUCCUGUGUCUUCCUUGCCUUUGUCGUUGUGCUUCUGGGACUCAGGCUGAGGCGCUGGCACAAGUCACGCCUGCUCCAGGGUUCCGGUGGCAGAUUGGUGGGUGUGCCUGCCUCACAUUUUGUAGGUGUUGAGGAGGUACAGGCUUUCCUGCAGACCUAUUCCCACGAAGUCUCCCUCACCGCCGACUCAAGGAAGAGUCACUUGAUCUUUCCCCAGCCCAACUACGCAGACACGCUCAUCAGUCAGGCGAGCUGUGAGAAAAAUGAUUCUUUGUUAACAUCCGUAGAUUUUCAUGAAUGUAAGAAUGAAGCUGAUCGUGGUCAGGUGAGUUUAGUUCUUUGCUUGCUUUUAAUUUCCAGAUGAAUUUUAUUUGGCAUAAAUUAUGUUUUGAAAAACAUUGUGAAGAUAGUUGAAAAUAAUUUUUAAGGUGUAUCACAGAGUUUCAGGUUUAUUUUGUUGGUGUUACUAUAAAGUUAAGCUCUAAUAGUCAUAGGUUGUUGUUUCAUUUGCUUUUAAACGACUUGGAAAAGAUUGUUGAACCAUUUUAAGCCUUCCAGUAUUUUAUUCCUAUUAUCACUCAUUCACUUAAGAAAUACCUACCCGUCCAUGCCGGUAAUUUUGCUAUUGUUUGUGUGUAUGUGUGUGUGUGUGUGUGUGUGUGUAUCCUAAACUAGAACUUAAGAAAAUUAUCAAGAAGUCUAAAGCCUCGUAUUAGCUUAGCAAAAGUAAAAUGUAUCUCAGAAUUUUUAGGGUUAUGUUUAGCAUUUGAACCUAUAACUAGGCUCUUGUAGAUUUUUUCACUUUAAACCUCUUUUCUGAGCCCUGUUUCUGUACCAGUGCCCUUCAAAACUUUAAUACUUCUUACCAUCUUUCAAAACAUGAACAAACUUUAAAGAUGGAUCUUGGUGGGAGAUGAGACUGGUUACUAAAUAUUAAGUAUGUGUGUCAGUGGUCACCUGGGCUCCAUGCCCAUGGAGACAUGAAAUCUAAAGCCUAGAAUGUCCAUUGCUCCCUCAAACAAAAAACAAAAGCUAAAACAUUAGAUCUGAAAUAAAAUGUAAUUUUAAACUAUUGAAAGUGACUUUUGUAAAAUACGAAAGAACAUAUUUCAAUACAAUUCCAAUGAGCUGUUUUGGUUGUGCAUCGACGUGAAAUGGUGAGAAUGUUGAUUUUAAGAACCAACGUUUCAGGUACACAAGUUCUAAAUAAGCUGAUCAAUUCAAUUAAGUUAUUCAGUCUUGGCUGGACACAGUGGCUCAUGUCUGAAAUCCCAGCACUUAGGGAGCCUGGAGCAGGGGAACAGCUUGAGCCCUGGGGUUUGAAACUGCAGUGAGCUAUGAUCAUGCCACUGCACUCCAGCCUAGGUGACAGAACUAGACCCUGUCUCUAAAAAAAAACU